AACAAUGUUGGUGCCGGCGUGGCUGGAGUCGCUGCUGAGCACCGCCUUCUUCUCUGUCUGCCGCCUCCAAAGGGACGCCGCGAGGAGCGAAUGCAACAUGUACUGCCUGGAUUGCAAGGGCGAGUCGUUCUGCUUCUACUGCCGCUCUUCCCGCCAAUAGGAUCAUCAAGUCAUCCAGGGGAGAAAUGCUGCAGAUUCGGAGGUCUUCGUAUCACGACGUGGUGAGGGUCGGUGAAAUACAGAGGUUGCUGGACAUCAGCGGGGUACAGACGUACGUGAUAAACAGCGCCAGAGUGAAGUUCAUGAACGAGCGGCCGCAGCCCAAAUCGGAGUCGCCCACGUUUGUGAGAUUUGCGGCCGGAGCUUGCUCGACACAUUCCGCUUCUGCUCGUUGGGCUGCAAGGUAAGAUUGCAGAGGAAAAUCCGCCAUUGAUGUUUGUUAGGCCCGGCAUGGCCUAAAAUUAGGCAAAAGUUCAGAUUGGGGGUGAUUAUUUUUUUCCAAGGCAAGCCCAAAGGGCAUGGGAC
This is a messenger RNA of Linum tenue, 525 nucleotides long. The record is from the annotation of a GenBank genome assembly. Lineage: Eukaryota; Viridiplantae; Streptophyta; Magnoliopsida; Malpighiales; Linaceae.